AUGCGCUGCAACUAUGUUCUCGGCUUUGUCGCCACAGUUCUGGCACACCCUACCGUGAAGCCUGCUGAUACUGGCAAGCGGGUUUCUGCUUCGUACGAAGGAAAGGGAUCCAAUUUUGACGACGAGCAAUGGGUCCCCAAGGAAUAUGAAAAGAGGAGAGAUGAUGGGUCCUGGCGUCCCGGGAAGUAUGAAGGCAAGGGUACUGGCCACGAUGAUGGCAAGUGGACACCUACCAAGUACCCCGGCGGGAAGUCCAAGACCAGGAGGGACAAGUUUGAUGUGGUUGAUGACUCCCGGGAACCUACAGAGUACGAGAGCAAGGGUACCAGCUUUGAAGAUGCCAAGUUGAUGUCAGAGAAAUAUGGUAAGCGCAGCGAUGACGGCAGCUGGCGCCCUGGCAAGUAUGAGGGAGACUGCACUGGUUAUGAUGAUGGAAAGUGGAACCCAGAGAAGCAAGAUUAG
Molecule: messenger RNA, 462 nt
Organism: Fusarium mangiferae
Lineage: Eukaryota; Fungi; Ascomycota; Sordariomycetes; Hypocreales; Nectriaceae
Exons: 1
Coding region: 1-462 (153 amino acids)
Source: RefSeq, a predicted model, not a curated record